AUGAGCGGAGACAAUUAUAGAGGAGGACAUUGGCAACAACGCGGAGAAAACCAUUGGAGACCAUAUGGAGGACGUGGUAGAGGUGGUGGUGGUGGUUGGCGAGGAAAUGAUAAUCGAGGUGAAUACAGAGGAGGAUAUCAACAAUCGAAUGAUGGUGGCUGGGGAGGAAAUCAGAAUUAUGGCUAUAGAAGUGGGAUAAGUGGUGGUGGUGAAGGUGGUGGUGGGUAUCAAGGAUAUCGAGGAAACAACCGAGGAAACUAUAGACAUCAGAAUAACGAUGGAUACCGAGGCGGAAGAGGACGUGGACAAGGAUUUCAGAGGAACGACAGAGGAGGCAGAGGAAGACGUGGAGGGAAUGUGAAUCAUGGACCAGUUGAUUCCAGCAAAUGCCUGAUGCCAGCAAUGAUGAGCAAUCCUUGGAGAAAACUAGAAGAAGCCUAUGAAGAAGAGUACGGUGUCAAGAUUACUGAGAAAAUGGAAUCUUCUCCUCCGGCUGUCGUAACGUCCGAUAUCUCAAAUUAA
This is a messenger RNA of Caenorhabditis briggsae, 522 nucleotides long. The coding region runs from base 1 to 522 and encodes 173 amino acids. The transcript is spliced from 4 exons. The record is from RefSeq and is a predicted model, not a curated record. Lineage: Eukaryota; Metazoa; Nematoda; Chromadorea; Rhabditida; Rhabditidae.